AUAGAGAGGGAGGAAGAGAGAGAUAGAUAGAAAGGAUAACAUAAGUUUGAGUGAGGAGAGUUGAGAGAGCCACAAAAAUAUGAAUAUGGCAACAUCUUCAUUUUCAAUAGUUACGAAGCUCUCUCCUUUCUCAAAAACAACUUCAACCCCUAAUAACUUAUUCAAAUUCAACAACUACUUUUACAUUUCUUCACCUAAUAGUAAUAACCAUAAUACCAUAAUAAUAAAAUCUGAAUUUUCUUCUUCUUCUUCAAAAGAUGAGAUUAGUGAUCCCAAGAAAAUUGGGCAUUCGAAAAAAUUGGGGAUAGGAUCUCCAAUUGUGGUCAUUGAGGCUCCUAAGACCGUUAAAACAGCUGCCUCAGUUCCAUGCCUUAGAAUCAACCAUGGCUUAAUCAACCCUGGUGAUGUUGGAAGAAUUGUGUCAAGAAAGCCUAAGGAUGUAUGGGCAAUCCGUUUAAGUAUUGGGACUUACCUAAUAGAUGGUAAGUAUUUUAAGCCCUUAGAGCUUGAUGAAUGAAAAAAAAAAAAUAUAUGUAAUAAAGUAAAUUUAUGAUGUAAUAUUCUUCUUAUAUCAUUAUUGAUGGUGCUAAUCAAAUCUUCUAUAUUUUUUAACUUAAUAUAUUGUACGGAAAUUUUAUGA
Molecule: messenger RNA, 640 nt
Organism: Cannabis sativa
Lineage: Eukaryota; Viridiplantae; Streptophyta; Magnoliopsida; Rosales; Cannabaceae
Product: protein CHLORORESPIRATORY REDUCTION 42, chloroplastic
Exons: 2
Coding region: 80-517 (145 amino acids)
Biological process (GO): NADH dehydrogenase complex (plastoquinone) assembly
Source: RefSeq, a predicted model, not a curated record